AUGGACUCUCAGCGUCUAUCUGAUACAUCUGGUCAUGCUCAUUUAUUAUUCGCAUACUUAAGCAAUAAGCUCAACAACACCUCCAGCAGCACGGAUCUUCUCCUCGGCCAACUUCGAAACGUAUCUAGCCUUCACAAUGACUGGAACUUCUGGCAAUCUUCCCUUACCCAAAACCUUUCCGUAUCCAGAGGCCAAGGUGUCGAUGACAACAGCGGAAUCUUUGGUGCUAGAAGCGAUCUUCUUGUCCUUCUCCUCAACCAGAGACCACAGCUUGUCAAGGUUGAUGACUGGGCUCCAGAAGUGGGCUUGUUGCUUGUGGAAAUAUCUCAUACCAACUUUACCAAAGUAACCUGGGUGGUAUUUGUCCAAGUUGGUUCUGUGGUGGUGCUGACCACCGGCCAUACCUCUACCACCGGGAUGCUUUCUGUGCUUUCCAACACGACCCUUACCGGCCGACACGGCAGAGUUCUGGAAGAUGAUUCCAACACUGAGCGCGAUGGAAGCAAGGCCCAUCACCGCGACGGAGCCCAACAGCAUUGGUUUGCGGCCGAGUCUGUCGAGGAACAGCGACGCGAUGAACGUAAUGACCAUGUUUCCGGUGCUGAUGAGACAGUUGACCAGGAUAGCGUGUGCAGGGAACAGUCCUGUGAGGAUUUUCACUCCGUAGAACACGAUCGAAUUGAUUCCGGCAAACUGCUGGCCAACCAUCGCGAAGGUGGCCACUAUACGCGAGUUGGAGUAGUUUCUAUUGCUCAGGUAAGUGUAGAACGAGAGGUUCUGCAAUGA
Molecule: messenger RNA, 786 nt
Organism: Ogataea philodendri
Lineage: Eukaryota; Fungi; Ascomycota; Pichiomycetes; Pichiales; Pichiaceae
Exons: 3
Coding region: 1-786 (261 amino acids)
Source: RefSeq, a predicted model, not a curated record